Messenger RNA from Rhincodon typus (whale shark), 2454 nucleotides. RefSeq names its product mitogen-activated protein kinase kinase kinase 1, E3 ubiquitin protein ligase (gene map3k1). The record is from RefSeq and is a predicted model, not a curated record. Bases 258 to 2396 code for a protein of 712 amino acids. The transcript is spliced from 6 exons. Gene Ontology annotation, biological process: protein phosphorylation. NCBI's taxonomy places the organism in Eukaryota, Metazoa, Chordata, Chondrichthyes, Orectolobiformes, Rhincodontidae. Gene Ontology annotation, molecular function: protein kinase activity; ATP binding.
AUAUUUACUCAUUUACCAUUUUGCAAAUGUAUAUAUAAAAUUGAACAGCAACAUAAAGAAAAAUAAGGUUGGGCCAGCAUGUAUCACAUUUCUUUAGGAUUUUUCUUUAAGAUUAUCCAGUAACAUAAUAACAAACCUAGCUAAACUUUCUUGAAAAAUAUCUCCACUGAGCAGGUUAUUGCUGUUUUAUUAUACUUAAUGUAUUAACAUGAAAAAUGUAUCUAUUUCCCAUUUCUUAUUAGAAAACGUUACGAGCCAUGUUGGUGUACACACCUUGUCAUGCAGUAGCAGAAAGGUCACGACUUCAACGUCUUCUCAGGCCAGUGGUUGAAACUAUAUUGGUCAAAUGUGCAGAUGCCAACAGUCGUACAAGCCAACUUUCUGUUUCUACACUGUUGGAAUUGUGCAAAGGCCAGUCAGGAGAGCUUGCUGUGAGCAGAGAAAUUCUUAAAUCAGCAUCCAUUGGAGUUGGAGGUAUUGACUAUGUCUUAAACUGUAUACUGGGUACCUCAACAGAAUCAACUAAUUGGCAGGCUUUGCUUGGUCGUCUGUGUCUCAUCGAUAGACUUUUACUGGAAUUUCCAGCUGAAUUCUACCCUCACAUUGUUUCUAAUAGUGAGGACCCAGUUGUUGAAACAGAACUUGUGCUAGAAAGAUACAAGAAGCUACUGUCACUUUUGAAUUUUGCACUGCAGUCUAUUGACAACUCCCAUUCAAUGGUUGGUAAAAUGUCCCGAAGAGUCUUCCUCAGUGCUGCCCGGAUGGUUGCAAGAGUUCCUCGUGUUUUUGUGAAACUUAUACACAUGCUGAGUGUAACCAGCUCAACCCAUUACACGCGUAUGCGGCGGCGCUUGAUAGCUAUAGCAGAGGAAAUGGACAUUCUUGAUGCCAUUCAAUCAGGUAUAGAGGAUGAACAAACUGUGGAUGGAAGACAUGAUCAUUUCAUAGAGCCUUCAGCUCCGCAUAAUUCACCAUAUACUACAGAAAACAACUCCCCGGUGAACACUGUGAAGUUAUCUGGAAAAGCAAGAAAAAGUGUGUUUAGUCCUGAUCAUGAUCCUAAAUCUGGUGUUGGAGCAAAUGAAAUGGGAGAGACAGUGCAAGAUAUUUCUUCUACAAGACUUGUGACUGCAGUGCCCUGUGAACAACCAAAGACAGCCAUUCAAGUACGUCCCAGGCCACUGAGUCAGUGUAUCAGUUCAUGUUCAUCAGUGACACCAUUAAAUCAUUCCCAGCUUUCCUUCCCAUUUUUGCCUUCCCCGUCAUCACCCUCAUCUUUGUCCUCAUCGUCUUCUUCAUCAAAUCCUUUAGCUGGACAAACGGCUAUUGAUGGUUCCAAACUACGACCUCAGGGUUUUGUUCCUAGCAAAUUUGCAUUGUCUUCCCCAAAAGUGCAGCGAAAGUUUUCUCUUCAGAUUCAAAACAACUGUCCUAAAGAUGUCACUGGAGGUAAAGAGACUGAAAAGCUGUCUCCAGUUUUUACCCAGGCACGGCCUCCUGCAUCCUGUCAGAUCCACAGACCAAAACCAUCGCGGCCAUGCCUAAAUGAAAUAGAGAAAUUUUCAGGUGACUUGAGCAGAAGCUGUAUGAUGCUUGAACUGAAAGAUCUUGAGCUUAGUGACCACUGUAGUAGCAACCCAGUUAUUCCAAGUGAUGAAACUGUAUUUACUCCUGUGGAGGAUACUUGUCGCCUCGAUACUUCAACAGAACUGAACUCUAGUAUGGAAGAUCUGCUUGAAGCAUCAAUGCCUACAUGUGAUAGUACUGUUACAUUUAAAUCUGAAGUUGCUGUGCUCUCUCCUGAGAGGACAGAGACUGACUGUACCUACAAUGAUGAUGUUAAUCAGAAUCAGAAGUGCAAAGAGAAAAUGGAAGCAGAGGAGGAGGAGGCAUUGGCUGUUGCCUUAGCUAUGUCAGCAUCCCAGGAUGCGCUCCCUGCUAUUCCUCAGCUGCAAGUUCAGAAUGGAGAGGAUGUCAUUCUCAUUCAGUUGGAUACACCAGAAACUCUACCUGGACAUACCAAAGCAAAGCUUGCUUACAGAGAGAGUGUAGAAUGGUUCAAAGGUCAACAAAUAGGCCUUGGGGCGUUUUCUUCAUGUUAUCAGGCACAAGAUGUGGGAACAGGAACAUUAAUGGCUGUGAAACAGGUGACCUACGUCAGGAACACAUCUACUGAGCAAGAAGAAGUGGUACAAACCUUACGCGAGGAAAUCCGGAUGAUGAGCCGCCUUAACCAUCCAAAUAUAAUUCGGAUGUUAGGUGCCACCUGUGAGAAGAGUAACUACAAUCUGUUUGUUGAAUGGAUGGCAGGUGAGAACAAUCAUUCUUUUUUAAAUCCACACAGUAUCUGUAGUUCUAUUUUCCUAGCUGGCAAAAUUCUAACUGCUACCUUUUAAACAUUGCUAUUGUUCUUCCAUUUGGAAAGAGUGGAAGCGUAAACAGCCAUAAGUCUAA